Molecule: messenger RNA, 567 nt
Organism: Fraxinus pennsylvanica
Lineage: Eukaryota; Viridiplantae; Streptophyta; Magnoliopsida; Lamiales; Oleaceae
Source: the annotation of a GenBank genome assembly
AUGGUUAUUACUAAGAAUAGGGACUGCCGGGUUUGUGGGUCACCGGAUCCAAUAACCCUGCACAACAUCUGGUACCGGGGAAUGUACGGCCAGCUAUGCACGGCGUGCGUUCUAGCCCAUCACGCGGCAUCCUUUUGCCCCAUCUGUUUCGAUGUCUACGAGGAAACCAAGCUCCCUCCUCCACACCUUCGCGUCAUGUGCCUCCGCUGUCCCGCCGUAGCCCACAUCUCAUGCGUCUACUCCCUCCCUUCUUCUUCAUCCUCCUCCUCGACUCGCUUUCACUGCCCUCAAUGUUCCAUUCCCAAUUUCACCUUUUUCAAUUUGGUUGGCAGUGCUGUUCAAAAUGGUAAUGUGAUUACUGAGGAUUUGGCCAAGCAAUUAGUGGCCUCGGCAAAAAUUGCUUCAAUGUCGUUGCAUAAGGCGGCGGCUAUUGCGAGAGAGAACGCGGAGAAGAGAGCGAAGGAGGCCGUGAUGGCCAGAAAGAAAGCUAUAGAGGCACUGGACAAGGUCUCCUUUUUGAUUCUCAAAGAGGCGGAGGAGGAUUCCAGAUCAUCAUCCAACUUAUAA